CUCUGGUCAUUGAGUCACUUCGUCGAAAAUACCGGUCAAUGUCAUUGGUUUAGCUUGACUGAUCUCCGUAUCUAACCUGAACCUGCAAUUUGAUAUCCGAACCAUGGGUCGUGGUCGACCAUCUCCCGUUUCUCAAACGCCAGUUGCAGCACUUCCCGUAGUCUCCUUCGAAAAGGUUGAAGACGAUGUAACCGCGCCGCCCUCUGGGGUUCAUGAACAACAGGCUCGCUCUUACGGAUAUAACGACUUCUCAGAAUUCCAGCGGCCUGAAUACUACAUACGGCAUAUCGAGCCUUUGGAAAUUGAUUUGGCAAGACAAGUCGAAUACGACAUGGACGAACAAGAUAAGGAAUGGUUGGAUGCAUUGAAUGCAGAAAGAAGGAAGGAGCAGCUCGAUAAGAUUUCUUAUGAAACCUUCGAAAUUGUCAUGGAUCGUUUGGAGAAGGAGUGGUUUGAUUUGACGAAGAACAUACCCAAGCCUGACUUUGCUAUGCCUUCCGAAGACUCGACUUGCGCAAUUUGCGACGAUUCGGAAGGAGAAAACGCUAACGCAAUUGUUUUCUGCGAUGGUUGCAACCUUGCUGUUCACCAAGAUUGUUAUGGAGUACCGUACAUUCCAGAGGGCCAGUGGCUUUGUCGCAAGUGCACCGUUUCACCUGAAAACCCUCCAUCGUGCGUUUUAUGCCCUAACGAAGGCGGUGCCUUCAAACAGACCGUGACAGGCGAAUGGUGCCACCUCUUGUGUGCUAUCUGGAUUCCUGAGACUCGCGUUGCAAAUGAUGUUUUUAUGGAGCCAGUGACGGGAGUGGACAGAAUAUCCAAACAGCGAUGGAAACUAAAAUGUAGCAUAUGUGAAAUUCGUGAAGGCGCUUGCAUACAAUGUGCCAAGACAUCGUGUUUUCUCGCUUUUCACCCUACCUGUGCCAGAAAGGAGAAGCUCCUACUACCAAUGAAGAGUGCGCAAGGUGGCGAGCCUGGGACAUUGACUUGUUACUGCGAACGUCAUCUACCCAAAGAACAGCAAGAUGUUCGCCAGAAUGCUCUCGCUGCUGAAGAGUCCUCAGAUAAAAUGGAGUUUACUUCAAAGUUGUCGAAGUCGGCGCGAGCAUACGCGAAAUCAUACAAACCUGGCCCUCCUCUGAUCCCUGCCAUCAUUGUGGACCGUAUAUCACAAUACAUAACAAAAAUCGUCCUUCGGAAGAAGCUAGACUUUCUACACCUGAUGUGUAGGUACUGGAGCUUGAAGCGCGAGGCACGUAGGGGCGCACCGCUACUCAAACGAUUGCACCUAGAGCCCUGGACAGCUACGAAUGGUAGUCAGAUGCAGAGCGAGGAGCAGAGAGCCAUAAAACUUGAUCUUCUUCAACGACUGCGGCAAAAUUUGGAGAAAGCGAAAAGCAUGGUGGAACUCACACGCAAGAGAGAAAUCAAGAAAAGACAGCAGGCAGAAGUAAUACAGGAUGUUCUCUCGGAAUGUCUUUUCACUCACGAACCGCCGUUGCGCCUCGCGUUCGAACAUAUCUUACAGAUGGACCGACACGAUUAUUUUAAGAACCCGGUCAACAAAACAGAGGUCCCUGAUUAUUUUGAGGUUGUCAAGGACCCCAUGUGUUGGUCUACCAUUGACGGAAAGCUUGAUAAACACCAAUAUUGGCACUUGGAUGAGUUCAAGGACGACAUCAACCUGGUCAUUGACAACGCCCUCUUGUACAACAAACCCGGCUCGUCGUAUUAUAAAACGGCCUUGCGAAUCAAGACAGCCGUACAGGCUCACUUUACGAAACUCGAAGGCAUAACGUUUGCACACCCCCAGGCCGCCCCGGAUGGUGCAAUCGUCCCAGACUCUGAUUCCGGCAUUACACCACCUUCUUUACCGGCAAUCGGUAAUUUUGAGCCUCCGUUAGAUGUCCUCGGACUUCUUGAAUCCUCUGAAGCGAUGGAAAACGAUCUCAGCGUUCUUCUCACUGCUGAUCCCGUCACUUCUCUCUUCAGAUUUGAGCUGCCGUCGGACAAACCCCCACCUCCUAUUCCCCCUCCGCCGCCGCCACCUAAAGCACGUAAAGGAAAGAAACAGAUCAGAGCAGAACGCGAUGCCUACAAUUUGAAACGAAGAGAGCAGCGGGCAGCUGCAAAGGCGACUGCCGCUCAGAGUGUAGCUGACGGAAGAUCUUCCGCCGCUGAAGGAGGGAUUAUCAUGACCAGACGUGCUGUCGCGGCAGAGGCAGAAGCAAUCUCGGCUGCCUCUGAGCUUGCUGCCAAUGAUGUGUCAUCGUCUAGUUCCAUCAGCAUGGGUCUCAGUAGAGUAUCGGGAAGCAGGCGCACACCCUCGUCAUCCUUACCUGUUCAACCGGAAUUGUUGGAUGACGUUGACAAUAAAGGCUCCUUCAGGUUCUUCAACGCCGGAUGGAUUUUGCCACCCGACCAAAGGAGAGGUGGACGUGCGCCUCCCACGGAACGGCCCCCUCUGCCUCCUCCCAGGAAACGAGCCAGGGCUGAGCCUGGCGCUGGUGACAGGGCCACCUCAAGUCUCUCGGUGUAUAGCACAGCGGAAGCGGAAAACCAGACCUUACACCACGACCAUAUUCCCUUCUACACCGACAGCAGCACGCAAGGUCAACCGGCCCCUGCCACAGAAGCUGCAACGCCAUGGGAAACUGGCUCAUCAGCAGUUCAGGCUGAACGACCAGAAAGUGAAGAUCAGUCUCAAUUGGAACUCACUGGUGUGUUGGUGGCACCAGAUACGAUGGACGUAGACAUUUCCCGAGAACCACCUGUGGGUCCGAUUUCGACCUUUGGACCCCCAAUCUCUACGUCAACUUCUGCAUCUACCAGUACUCUUCCUGGAAGAGUCACUCGACUUCCAAAUGGCACACUCCUCGUAGAGUCACUCGACACUCCUGCUAUAAGGAAGCAGAAAUACUUCCAGCGGAAGUCUGAGAGAGCCAAGCUCCAACAAGCUAGUCCAGCCAAGACGUCUAAUGAUCAACUUUCCGAUGAAACCGAAAAGAAGAACGAUGGAGCAGAUGCGGAGAUCGGUCUACCAAGUGAAGUGGGUAGCGACACCAAGAGAAUGGCGUCGCAAGAGAAGCGAAAGCCUUCCAAAGGCAAAACUCGCGCCGGAAAGGCUUCAAAAUCGUCAACCACCGAACCCGGAAUGAUCGAACUGAAUGCUGGUGAAACCUUACCAGGAGGAACUCUUGUAUGGGCGAAAAGCGGAACUUACCCGUGGUGGCCUGCAGUCAUAUGGGAGGAUGACGAUCCGGGAGUCCCGGGCAACAUCAAGGUGAUGAAGCAAGCGGGGCAGAGAAAGUCCAAGGGAAAGGUAGUCCAUGUCGUACAGUUCUUCGACAAAGGACAUUCAUGGCAAGCCUUGACACUCGAAAAGUUGCGAAUGUUAGGCGAAGAUAAGGAGCUUGACGAGGAUCUUCUCGCAGCAAGCUCCCGUCGACAGCGUUGGAAGAACCACAGCUCAAGAGCAGAGUGCCGUGACGCAUAUAGGAAAGCGACGUUUGAGAUGGAAACGGAUGGUGGGGAGGGUGAAGAAGUUGGAGAUGACGAUGAGCAAGGUGAAGGGAAAGCUCUCGACGGGGAAUACGCCGGAGGUGCGUUCCUCGGUGGUGAUACCAGUGAGGCAGUAUCUCAAGCUGUGAAUGGGUGACUUGAAAGUAAAGAUUGCUUGCUAUAGUUAGCU
This is a messenger RNA of Marasmius oreades (fairy-ring Marasmius), 3691 nucleotides long. RefSeq lists its product as uncharacterized. Gene Ontology annotation, cellular component: MOZ/MORF histone acetyltransferase complex. The record is from RefSeq and is a predicted model, not a curated record. Lineage: Eukaryota; Fungi; Basidiomycota; Agaricomycetes; Agaricales; Marasmiaceae. Gene Ontology annotation, molecular function: protein binding. The coding region runs from base 104 to 3658 and encodes 1184 amino acids. Gene Ontology annotation, biological process: regulation of transcription by RNA polymerase II. The transcript has 17 exons.